Messenger RNA from Odocoileus virginianus texanus, 4871 nucleotides. The record is from RefSeq and is a predicted model, not a curated record. Lineage: Eukaryota; Metazoa; Chordata; Mammalia; Artiodactyla; Cervidae.
UGACAGUAAAGACAACCCAAUUUAAAACAAAGAUUUCAAUAGCUCUUUUCUCCAAAGAAGAUACACAAAUAGCCCAUAAGCACAUAAAACUAUGCUUAACGUUAUUAGUCAUUAUACCCACUAGGAUUGCUGGAAUAAAAAAGAUGUUAACAAGUGUUGGCAAUGAUGUGAAGCAGGUGGAACCCUCAUGCAGUGCUCGUGUGAAUUUAGAAAUGGAAAAACUGCUUUGGAAAAUAAUUUGGCACUUGCUCAAAAAGUUAGAGUUUCCCAGACCCAGUAAAUCUACUCCUAGGAAUUUACCAAAGACAGCUGAAAGGUUUUGUAUGUACACAAGUUGUAUGCAGAUAACUAUAGCAAUAUUAUGCAUAAUAGCCAAAAAGUAGAAAACACAUGUCCAUCACCUGACUAAUGGGUAGACAAAAUGUGAUAUAUCCAUACAAUGGAAUGUUAUUCAGCCAUAAAAGCAAUAAACUAGAGCAUGAGUGAAACUUGUAUAUAUUACUAAGUGAAAAGAGCCAGACCCAAGAGGCCAUAUUUUGUAAGAUUUCAUGUAUAUGAAUUGUCCAGAGAGGCAAACUCACGGAUACAGAAGUAAGUUAGUAGUUGUCAGGGGCUAUAGAAAGUAACUGCUAUGGGUAAAGAUUUCUUUGGGGGUUGGUGACAGUGUUCUGAAAUUGGUGGUAAUGGUUGUACAACCUUGGGACUAUACUAAAAAGCACUGAUUUGUAUGUACUAAAAGUAUAAUUUUUUAUAGCAAGUGAAUUCUCUCUUUAAAGAAGGAAAAAUACAUAAGUACUCUUAAAAUGUGAUAGGAAGACAAGAGAAUAAAAAAUAGGCAUGGGAUAUCAAAUGACAUUUCAUAGGCAUAAAAUGUGAGGGCUAAUUAUAUGGCUAGUAUUAAGCACUUUACAUGUAAAUUUAAUUUUUAUAAUCAGCCUUUGAAGUAGGUACUAUUAUCAUCCCCAAAUUUACAGGUUAAGAAAUAGGGAUUGUUAAGUAAUUUAAUAUUCUCAUUGAUGAAUGUUAGACUGGGAUUCAGACUCAGGAACUCAUAUUUUUAUUCCCUACACUUUAUACUGUUUUAAACCCACACUGCUCUGUGUAAGUCUUUGUGUGGCCAGUUCAUUUUUCAGGGCUGACUCCAACCACCCCACCACACCUGUUGGUUUUCUCCUCUCCAGAUCCAUUGAUGAGAUGAAACGGUUGGAGGAAAUGUCAGGUAUGUUUCGGAGCUCUGGAGUUGAGCGCCACCCCCCAGAACCAAAAUCCCAGACAGAAGGGAUUGAAGAUUCAGGAGGCAAAGAGCAGCCAUGGGAGAUGGUGAUGGAUAAGAAACACUUCAAGCUGUGGCGGCGUCCCAUUUCAGGCACCCACCUUUACCAGUACCGAGUGUUUGGAACCUACACGGACGUGACACCGCGGCAGUUCUUCAACGUUCAGCUGGAUACAGAAUAUAGGAAAAAGUGGGACGCCCUGGUGAUCAAGCUGGAAGUGAUCGAGAGGGAUGUGGUCAGUGGCUCUGAGGUUCUUCACUGGGUGACCCAUUUUCCUUACCCGAUGUACUCACGGGAUUAUGUGUACGUUCGGCGGUACAGCGUGGAUGAGGAGAACAACGUGAUGGUGUUGGUGUCACGUGCUGUGGAGCACCCGAGUGUGCCCGAGUCUCCGGAAUUCGUCAGGGUCCGGUCAUACGAGUCCCAAAUGGUUAUCCGUCCACACAAGUCAUUUGAUGAGAACGGCUUUGACUACUUGCUGACAUACAGUGACAACCCCCAGACCGUGUUUCCGCGCUACUGCGUUAGUUGGAUGGUUUCCAGUGGCAUGCCAGAUUUCCUGGAGAAGCUGCACAUGGCCACUCUGAAAGCCAAGAACAUGGAGAUCAAAGUGAAGGACUAUAUCUCAUCUAAGCCUUUGGAAGUGGGGAGUGAGGCCAAAGCCGCCACCCCAUCUUCUGAGCGCAAGAGCGAGGGGAGCUGUGGGCCUGCCCGCAUCGAGUACGCCUGACGGGCCCUGGGGGCAGUGGGGUCAGGCGGGUACAGCCCUGUCUCGGCGUCAUCUCUCCCUCCGCUGCGGAACAGGGCGGGUUCGCAGGGCUCUGCUGUAGCCACCACGCAGGCUGAUUCAGUGCUGGUGUCCGCUCUCAGGGCCCUGCUGCUCUCUAUCGGAACAGGAGGAGGGGGCAUCCGAAGGGCCUUGUCAUGGUCUCGGGCCAAGCGUUUUGAAACUGGUGUUCCUGGAGCUCCUCUGGAACCAGCCUCGCCUCAGGCCGGAGGGGACAACAUCCUUUACUUUCUCUGCCCACAUUCCGUUCUCAGCCUUGGUUCUGUGGCACUUUGGGUUGGUUUCCUUCGGUUCUGAAGGUCCAACUGGACCACUUGGACGGUUGAGUUUUCAAUGACAGGUCAUGGCUGGAGGCACUCUAGGUCACAGUCCUGGUGUUGAGGGGGUGUGAACUGUUGGUUGGCAGCGUAAGUGCCUUGUCCUCACCUUCCCCUGUCUCUAGGGACAUAAAGUUUGUACCAAGAGAUGUCAAUCUCUGCCUCCCAUUGCCGUUCCCCACACAAAGCAGUUUCCCUUGAGUCAGCCAGUUCUUCGGUAUUCAUGUGCUGUGUUCAUCUGGGUUACCGCCUCCCCCUGUAGCCCAUUUACCAAGAACACUGGGAAACUAAACGCUGUCAGACAGUAACUCUAUCAUCAGUGUUUUUGAUAGGAUCAGUGGAGAUGCUCAAAACAUCCAGUUUAGCUUUGUGUUUUUUUUUUUAACUUGUGUGUUAAAAAGCGGGGGUGGAAUUAGGAAAUAGAAUAGGAUUUUUUCUCCAUAGUCUGGGCUGUAUAGACAGCACUGUUUUGAUUUGGGCAUUAUUUUUCAUACUUUGGGUUUGACUUAAUGUGGCAACUUGGCCAUCUUAGAAGGCUGAAGGCAGAGGGGUGGGGGUUGGGCACCUCCCUGGAAGCUCUCAGAGCUGCAGACAAGCCGUGUGAGCAGACAGAUGCAGUUGGUCCCAAAUGCUCAUCAAGGGGGUUGUGAUUCAUGUGACCCUGUGAAAAGCUUUUUGUCCUCUUUUGAGCUAAAAUUAAGGCAAACCAGGCUGUUCAGAUAAAAUCACAAUCAGAUGGGAUCGGCCUGCCCUGGCUAACUGUCAUGCUGCAGUCUGACCAGGAGCCUCGGAAAGGGCUUCAGAUCCUCCUCCUUCCUCUUAUUAGAAUAUGAAUGACCAGAUUUCCCCCACCCCCACUUGGUACCCUUUUGUGUUGCUGAAAGAGGAGCGAAAGCUGAGAUUAAGCCCCUUAACCUUUUUGUGGCCUAAGUUUGUGCCAAGAAAAUGCCUGCUCCACUCUGACUUCUUGCAAUCUCCGCGUCGUUGGCAGACCAGAUCGGUGCCUCAGACAGCCCCAGCUUCCCUUCAUCGGUUGUGUCUCCCUCCUCAUCCCCAGGGACGAGUCCCUGGGUUGCAUUGGAACUUAGCGCCUGUGACUAUUGGGACAGGGGUGGUAUGGGCAAGUGCCGUGAGUACACUUGAGUAAAGGAGCUGUGUGUUGCUCACCUGCUUUUUGGCAAUUUGACUCUUCACUUGGUCUUGGUCUGUACAGUUACUUAUGUCAUUGUAAUGAUUUCACUCCUGACUGUGGUGUUUUUACCAAAUGCGUGAAUAAAUACAAAGAUUGGUAUGAAGGAAUGUGUCUUUGGACAUACGUUGUCAAGGAAGUCUUGCAUACUGGGCUUAUUAUUUCUUCCUGAUCAUAAAGCGAAUUCCUGCCGGCAGAGCUGGCACAUGAAAGCAGCAAGGUUUGGUCUUCCCUGGCGGUAACUGCCACACCACCCACCACCAGUCUAUAGACUAUAAGGCCUUUCCAGGUGACCAGAUUGGCAAUUGAAAACAAACCACCCAUUUCCACUUCCUUGUCUGGAUCCACUGGUAACCCACACCCUUUGCUUUCAAAGGAUGGACUUGGCGGGAACAGCGUUAGGAGUGGCAGGGCCUCUGGCCUGGUCUGGAGCCCUGGAGCUGGAGAGGGGGGAGUGAGCCCCAAAACCCAGGGCGUGGUGGUCACACAGGCGGUCCUGGGAUGCAGGUUGGUGCUGGAUGGUGGAGCCAUUGAAGACUUCGGGCACACGGUGAGUUUUGAGCGUAUGCGUGAUGGUGCCUGUGGGAGACACGAGGUGAACACAGAUCAUACACAAGACUCUGGCCGCUCCUCCACUGCUGGAAGUCCUCUCGGCUAGCAGACCUCCUGUUAGAGGUCGUGGGCUGCGGGUACACGUGGGUCUGCGUAACCCCUCACUGGAGAGCUGGGUGCUGGCCUUCGCCCUGCCGUGGAGGCCCCUGCUUGGCAUCCUGGCCACCGUCCAGGCUACACGGAAACAGUUUGCACAGAGAAGCAGUUGGCUUCUUAACUGAGAGCAGCAUUUGUGCUGCCACGCAGCUCCAGCUUUCAGGAAGUUCUUUACAUUGACACCAAGUGGGCCUCAUACUGUCUACUGAAGGGUCAAGCCCUGAGCUUGAAGCAACACUGGAAAACUCCCGUGGAAGAACCUUCAUUUUCUUAAAGGUGGUGCUCAUGUGACAGCAUUUCCCAGGCUUUAUAUCAGCAGCAACUUUAAAAAUCCUCCAGCUUUUUCAGUGGUCAAGACUCUGCCUUCCAAUGCAGGGUAUGUGGACUUGAUGCCUGGUGGGGAGCUCAGAUCCCCCAUGCCUUGUAACGAAAAAAACAUGAAAUGGAGGCAGAAGCACUUUUGUAACAAUUCAAUAGAGGCUUUAAAAAAGGUCCACAUCAAAAAAAUGUUUUAAAAAAUUCAACUUUUUAUUUUGAAUAUUCUAUACAUACAGAAAAGUUGAAAGAGUGCUAAUAAUAAAACCUGGUAUACCCUU